Molecule: messenger RNA, 9267 nt
Organism: Salmo salar (Atlantic salmon)
Lineage: Eukaryota; Metazoa; Chordata; Actinopteri; Salmoniformes; Salmonidae
Product: protein Jade-1
Biological process (GO): regulation of transcription by RNA polymerase II
Cellular component (GO): histone acetyltransferase complex
Source: RefSeq, a predicted model, not a curated record
ACGGUAGCUUUCACUUUCAAAAGAGUGACAGGUGAAGAAUAGAAUCCCUUUUUCCUAUUUCAGGUUGUAGCGUAUGCAUGAUGUUUGGCGAAAGUAAGCCAUUGUAAAGAUAUUACAAUCGUCUUUCAGUGACAGCAAAUUUAAAUACGUCAUUAAUAUGGCGCCAAAAGAGUUUAAAGUAUGAGCUUAUUUUGUUGUAAGGUUGCGCACCCGCCAGUGCAUUCGCACAAGAGAGAAGAACGCGAGCGGGCAAGGACGUUAGAGCGAAUGAGCAGGCUAUAUGUUUUUAGGUGGAACGUUGCCAAACUAGCCAGCUUGCUAUCUUUCAUGACUCAUUCUUUGAAAAUUUGGCAUAUUUUUUUCUUCUUCUGGAUUUGAGGAAAACAUACUCCCAUGACAAAUCAGGACCUGGGGGAUACCACAUUGGAUUUGGACUAUUUUCGAAAUGCGACAUGGCUUUCAAAAUUAUAUUUGUUAGCUUACCUUGCUGUACCAUAGCUAGCGUACAGUAGAACGGACUUGCUGGAUGCGGCUAUCUUGCAAGCACGUUAGCUAGCUAGCUAGAGAAUUUGGAUUUAAGGAUGAUAUACUCCUAAAGUGAGCUAAAUGUAGCGAACUGCAUUUAGCUGAUACCUGCGAAUGCGGACAUCGCAGGAUUGCUGAAUAUUAUGUUAUACUGUGUAUAGACUAUCAUGGAGUAAAUUUGUCAAUUGAUACUUUUUAUUUUGACUCUUGGGAGAGCAUCUGACGUGCUGUCAACACCAUACAGCCUCGCAGGCAUAGUCCUGUCGCCAACGUGAAUAGUCAGGGGCUAACUAACUAGCUCGCUAGCUAGGGGUAAGUUGGCUACACUGGAAUUUGACCACCGUGAAAUUCACUGUCGCUAGCUACAUGUGGUUAGCUUCAAAUUAUAUCGUAAUUUCUCAUCAUCGCCCAUCGUCCAGAGUCGAGGACGUUUCGCAGCCCGACCCUGACUGCAAUCAAGAUAAAAAGAUGGAGAGGGAGACGAAGAGGAGAAAAUACUCCAGCAGUAGCAAUGACUCGGACACCACGGACACCACUGGCAGUCAAGUGACCUCCUGGUCCAAGUCCUCCAAGAACACAGGGACCAGCAGCACCUGGGUCAGACAGGCACACAAUAAACCCUCUGAGGUGUUCCGGACGGACUUCAUCACAGCCAUGAAGCUGCCAGACUCAGCCCAGCUGGGCCCCGAUGACUUCUACGUGCUGUCAGACCCCUGGAGACAGGAGUGGGAGAAGGGGGUCCAGGUCCCUGCCAGCGUAGACGCCAUCCCAGAACCUAUCGUCAGGAUGCUACCAGAGGUGGGGUGUAUCCCAUUCUACUGGCCAGGGCAGGGCCGGGGGUGUGAGCUGGGCCUGGGUCUGGGCCAGGGGGACAUGAAGACCACCAAUGAGCCCCACAGCCGCUAUGACCUGGAUGACAUAGACGUGUCCUGGCUGGAGCUGGUUAACCUGGAGUUCAGAGAACUGGCGCUGCCGGAGCUGGACGAGCUGACCAUGGAGCGUGUGCUGGUGGAGCUGGAGAGCCAGUGUGAGGAGAACAUGCAGCAGGCCAUCGAGACGGAGGAGGGCCUGGGCAUCGAGUACGACGAGGACGUGGUGUGUGACGUGUGCCGGUCCCCAGAGGGAGAGGAUGGCAACGAGAUGGUCUUCUGUGACAAGUGCAACAUCUGCGUACAUCAGGCGUGUUAUGGGAUCCUGAAGGUCCCACAGGGGAGUUGGCUGUGCCGAACCUGCGCCCUGGGGGUGCAACCCAAAUGCCUGCUUUGCCCCAAGAGAGGAGGAGCCCUGAAGCCCACCCGCAGUGGAACCAAGUGGGUUCAUGUCAGCUGUGCCUUAUGGAUCCCUGAGGUGAGUAUAGGCUGUCCAGAGAAGAUGGAGCCCAUUACUAAGGUGUCCCACAUUCCCGCCAGCCGCUGGGCCCUGUCCUGCAGCCUGUGUCGAGAACACACGGGCACCUGCAUACAGUGCUCCAUGCCCUCCUGUAUUGUGGCCUUCCAUGUGACCUGCUCGUUUGACCACGGCCUGGAGAUGCGUACCAUCCUGGCUGAGAACGACGAGGUGCGCUUCAAAUCAUACUGCCUGGAGCACAGCAGCACUCCCGGCAACAGUAACCACGCUGCCGCUGUCGCCGGCAACAGUAACCACACCAACGGCGCCCACUGCGCUAGUGCCAGCAGCAAAACGGACCGGGCCGGACUCGGCAACGAGCACAGAGCCAACGCCGGGCCGGAACACCACCAAGCGACCAGCGAGCUGCCACCUGUGGAGCGUCCAGACCGGGACCAGAUGGAGAGGGAGAAGGCCAGCCAACGCAAACAGAAACUACAGGAGCUGGAGGACGAGUUCUACCACCUGGUGGACCCCAAAGACGUGGCGGAGAGCCUGGGCCUGCCGGACGCCCACGUGGACUUCCUGUACCAGUUCUGGAAGCUGAGGAGGAAGUCCAACUUCAACCGUCCGCUGGUGACGCUGAAAAGAGACGAGGUAGAUGACCUGGCUCAGCAGGAGCAGGACGUGCUGUACCGACGCCUCAAACUGUUCACACACCUACGCCAGGACCUAGAGAGGGUGAGGAACCUGUGCUACAUGGUGACGCGGCGGGAGAAGAUGAAGACUUCUCUGUGUGACCUCCAGGAGAAGAUCUUCCACCUGCAGAUCCAGCUGCUGGAGGAGGACCUAGCUGGAGAGAAAACCAUGAAGGGGCAGAAGGGAAAGCAGAACGGGGUGAAGGAGAGGGGGAAGGAGCGGCGGAAAAGCAGUCCAGAGAAGAAGAAAGAGAGGUGGAAGUGUGAGAAUGGCUCCCUCCUGAAACAGCUAGGUUUCCCCAAGACCUUCCCUCUGGACAACUCCCUGUUUGACAGCUGGCUUGCUCAGUCGGUGCAGAUCACGGCUGACGACAUGCUGAGCAAGUGGGCCCUGGACGGCGGGCAGCAUCGUGACAAGACGGCCAGCCUGCUGUCUGACCAGCUGCUGCAGGGAGAGGAGAACCUGCUCAGCCUUAUGAUGGACCACUCCAUGAAGUCCACCUGGAAGACCCCUCAGCUUGGCCGCAAGACCCGGGGCAAGCCCCGAACCCGGGGCCAUCACUCCACCACCAACACCGCCGCAGCAACCACUGACACCCCCCCUGCUGCUGCAGCCACCGCAACCUCCACAGCCAAGGGGGCUCUACUGGCAGAGGAGAGGCCAGGCCACGGGGCUCGUAGAGGGGAAAGGUCCCGGGGCACCAAGGCCCUCCACCACCGCCACCCCCAGACUAGGAGCACUGAGGCCCCUCUGGACCCGCCACCGCAGCCGCCCACCUCCAAAAUGGACUCCUGUCACAUCUCGGAGGAGCGUGGCCCCUGGGACAGCCUCACGGGUACUGGGGUAGCGUCCGCCCCCCUGGCCUCCUGUUUCCCCCCAUGCAGUAGUCCUGGGACAGUGCCUGAGGUUUGGUCAGGGGGGGGUCCCAUUCCCCGCACAGCCUUGCGCCUCCGCCUGCACCGGCAGGGAAAGUCCCGGGGGAAGGGUGGGGGUGGGGGGUUGCAGGAAGCUGUGGAGCGCCCCCUGGAAAGGGAGAGAGAGAGGGACCCCCACCCAGUGAAGGAGACAUCAUCAUCACUGCUGGACCCCGAGACAGACGGCUACUUCUCUGACGCCGAGCAGAGCGACUCAGACACACGCUCCAGCGCCCGCAAGCUUCGUCUGGCUCAGUUGCAUUCUGGGAGCGAGGACCUGCUGAGGAGGAGCGUGCUGGCUUUGUAGAAAAAACUGAGACGCGCACACACACACACGCCAUUGACCAGAAUACACACUGUUUUCUCAGACUGACUGGAGCUCCAUCCCAGCUCCCGCUGCCACGGCUUCUGUCUGUGCUCUUGAUAUUAAAAUUGUAGUUAUUUUCUUUCUAGAUCGCUUUAAUGAACCAAAUCUCGGUACAUCACUAGUCAUGAAUCAUUUUAUGUGCUCUGUUCUGGGGAUUUGAAUGUAGCUGCUACAUAGUUAAACAAUGAGAUCCAAGAUGUUAGUAGUUAAAGUAACAAAGGCUGUAUGAUGAUGUAAGAAGACAAAGAGAAAGUGGAUUUGGACUAUGUUACGUUUAGGUUUUGUUUGGUUUAGAUGUUGAAGUAUAACACGGUGGUAAACCAUGUCAUCAACCCUUUCUAGCAACGUGGUGUCAGUGGUAACUAACCACAAGAGUUGGGGUGAAUACUUUGUGGACAUUAUAAGCUAGUUCAGGUGAAUCACUUAUUUUCAAAUGACCUAAGAUGGAUCCCAUGAUGCAAUCCCUGGGAUAUGAUGUUUAAAAAGCCUUUCAGUUCAGAAUCAGACCCAGAACAGGUCUAAUGGGCUAACCCAUCAGUCUGAGAAAUAUACAGAAAAUAUCACACAAAUAUUAGCCUUUAAAAGCACAAAUAGCUAACAGGAACUGUAAUGCAAACAUUGUGCAUAAACACACUCACGUACAUAUACACCACACACAUUACACAAACACACACAUGAUUACAUUCUCAAAGCUACUCCCUCUGCAUUCAGCCAUUGUUGUAACAUACUGUUUGAGAAUUACGUCAGCUCUUCACUGACUCUGCCUCCUCUUCCGUUUGAAUCAUUGGAGAAACAAUAUUUAACGAAUUGUGUGCCUUCUGUCGCUCCCCCAAAAUGAGUUUAUCAAUCACUUCUAUAAUCUGAUUUGUUACAAUCAAAAAAGGGAAACCUGUUGUAUUGGUAAUCAAGCAUACCGAAACAGAUGACCUUAAUUGUAGUGCCUAAAAAAGGAUGUAUAUACAGCUUUUGCCAUGAAUCAACCCAACCGCACGCAAAGCCACACAGAUACACAGUUCUACCAUAUUUGUGCAAAUUGCUGCCCCAACAAAGCAACUUCUGGAGUCAUUGUUGCUCCCGUCAGACGAGUGGUAUAAUCAGCUACAGUACAGACUCCUGGAUUCUGACUUCUUUUUUUAGUUCUUUGUAAAUUUGUUUUAACUCUUGUUUUUUCGUCUCAGAGAGUUGUAUUUUAUACUUAAAGUGGUCCACAGUAUUUUCUCAGGGUUUAAAAAAAUCGAAGAAGACAUAUAAGAAGGGUUGAAAAUGUAUUGAAAUCAAAGUUAAACCAUAAAUAUAUUAUACUAUAAAAAGGCUAUUUUAUACAUAUAAGUAUGUAUAGAAAAGGUUCCUUUGGCAAAGCUUCACUGUUUGAACUGACUACUACUGUACUGAGAGCUUUUCUCCUGUCUCAAUCAGUACACUACUACUGCUACUUCUACUACCCAACUGGCUGUCUCCUGAGUUGAUGAUGCCAAAGAACAGUGUAAAACAGACUGGGCAGCAUGCACUCACUCUGGUAGCGUCCUAAACAACACCCUAUUCCCUAGAUAGUGCACAUGGUGCCGGUUUGGACGCAGCCUCACUCUCCGGUGUCACCAUGGGAUCCGCUGAAGGACAUGAAUACGGAAAUCUACCUGAUGCCAGCAGCGCUGUUCUAGUCGAUUCAAUUGGGAGCUCCGCAUUGCUCUGGCCUGGUGUGGCUCGGCUUUAACACCCACCACCACUAUUCCACCUUGGACCCUCCCAUUCCCUGCUCCCUUAAGGCUGUUACUUACUGGCCCUCUGUGGCACUGGCCUACUCUGGAUGGAGUGUCGCAGUUCCCCCCUGCACCCAACCUGGGAAGAGUUGAAUGCUGCUGAACUGUGUGUGUGUGUGUGUGUGUGUGUGUGUGUGUGUGUGUGUGUGUGUGUGUGUGUGUGUGUGUGUGUGUGUGUGUGUGUGUGUGUGUGUGUGUGUGUGUGUGUGUGUGUGUGUGUGUGUGGCUGAUGGUUCAGAGCCCACUGACACCCCCAGUGCUGUUAUCACAGGGUUGGAAUGUAGAAGAUGACUAGAUUUUUGUGUUUGUUGUUCCGGUCCCCGGAUGGGACACAUAUUCAGGAUGAAACCCCCUAAAACAGUGUAUUGGUCAGGUGGCUCUGUCUGUCUGUCUGCAGCCAGUCUGGUUACUUCAUUUGGCCACUUCCUUUCCAUCCACUGUAACCCUUGGAGACAGACCAGUAUAACCAUAGAAAUGGAAUGAGUAGCACAUUCUAUUCAUUCUUACUCUAUGAUUGCAACGUAUACAAUAACAACAACCAUGCUUAUUGUUGUCUGCAGAUAGGUCGUCUGGGUGGAUGAAUGGGGUUAGCGCUGUAGUAGCCCCACCGCAUCCACCCAAACACCUAGUCGUUUACGUGUUGCUAAGACGAUGAAAUGUAAACUUGGUUUCAAUAUUCAAUAUAUACACCAAUUUAGACUAGACAGUGUUUUAGACGGAGCCCUUCAUGUACGGCCCCUAACGUAGUAGAAAACAGGUUGUUAUUGUUGGAGUGGGCAUCUACGUCCUCUUCCUCCGCUUCCUCUCAGAAACAGUAGGCUGGCGUUUUAGUGAGGUGGUUGGUCUUUUAGUCCAGCAGGCAGCAGGUGACUGCACUUUUCAUACAGAGUAUAGAUGGAUGGAGGGAUAGAUGGUAUUAUAUCCUAGAUGAACAGUAUUAUCUGACAGAGUACCUAUGGAUGGAUGGUAUUACUAUUAUCCUCGUCAAGCAGGGUUUCUUUGCCCCAUUCCUGAUGACCCACAGGGUUGCAUGUUUUAUUCCAGCCCACACUAACACACCUGAUACAGAUAAUCAAAUUGAUGAUCAGUUGAAUUUAGCAUGUGUUAGUGCUGGGCUGGAACAAAACGUACAUUCGGACGGUGGGUCCCCUGAAAUAGGGUUGAGAAAGGCUGUGGAUGAAUGUCCUAGUGCUGUCUCCGUACCACCUAGGAACCGCUGCUGCUGCUGUUGUCGUUUGUAGCGCGAAAAGGCCAUCAGCACACUAACAGAACACAACAACGACGUCAUUGAGAAGGAUCUCCUCUUCUGUGUUAGUUGCUUCCUCCCAUAGGGAACUGGUUCAAGGCUGUAGUAGUUGGACUGCCGUUUACCUAUCUGGUUUUUGUAUGCACCAACAAUAAUGUAUAGUACUGUACUAGAGACCGUUUUGUUUCCUUGUUAAAAGCCUUCGCAAGCUGUUUUUGUAACGCUUCUGCCGCGGCUCAUAUAACUAGAAUGCUGACUCAUAAUCAGACCAACUGCUUCCUUAUUGGCGCUUUAGCUCUCUGACCGUCGACGGACUGCUUCCACACAGUGAAGUAUGGUUCCAAUCCAACACCCACCCCACAGACUAGGGUUCUGUCUCCCCUCCCUGCUUCAGUGUUCCGCCAGCCCGCCUUGACUCCUUCAUUGUUCAAACUUUAAGGUCAAAUAAUGACAUGCAUGUGUAGUGGAGAGAGCGUUUGUCAGUCUGCUGCUUAGAGAGAGAGAGGGUGUUUGCGCCCUGUCCACACAGUGUACUUAAACAGGCAGGGAAUCUGAACAACACCCAUCUCUCCUUUUUUCUGUGUGGCACACAAACUCAGUGCAAACACUUCUGUUUUUACUGGAGCUACUUUUAUUUGCUUUCUUUGCUUUUGUUUUAUACAACCAGAGAGAAAAUGAUUUGAUAAAACAAAAGGGGAAAUUGCUAAUUGCAGUUUAAAUGGCCAGGCCGGCUCACCAGUGGGCUGAUAGUUCAAUUGGCCAGGCCUGCUCCCCAGUGGGCUGAUAGUUCAAUUGGCCAGGCCGGCUCCCCAGUGGACUGAUAGUUCAAUUGGCCAGGCCGGCUCUCCAGUGGGCUGAUAGUUCAAUUGGCCAGGCCUGCUCCCCAGUGGGCUGAUAGUUCAAUUGGCCAGGCCUGCUCCCCAGUGGGCUGAUAGUUCAAUUGGCCAGGCCGGCUCACCAGUGGGCUGAUAGUUCAAUUGGCCAGGCCGGCUCACCAGUGGGCUGAUAGUUCAAUUGGCCAGGCCGGCUCUCCAGUGGGCUGAUAGUUCAAUUGGCCAGGCCGGCUCUCCAGUGUGCUGAUCAGCGUGCAGCUGAAGCCUGGAAGAGAUCUUUUGUUCUCUCACUUCCUCCGUGGAGAACGCUCACAGGAAACUAACCGCUGCUCUUUGGCAGCACAGCGGCCGGGUCUCAAAUAGUACAAUAUUCCUUUUAUAGUGUACUACGGGUACUGGUCAAAAGUAGUGUACUAUCAAGAAAAUAGUAUGCCAUUUGGGAUGCACACAAACUAUUUCUGACCAGCAGGGUCACAGAAUGUGUUGCUCUCAUUAAAACCAAUAGUUCCCCUCCAGAAGUUAGAGGCUCAAACUUUUUUUUUAAAUGUAAUCCAAUGACAUUUCAAAUGUUCAUAUGGACAGAGAGUGCACAGGAACGUUUAUUUCAAUUUCCUGUUCAAGUUCCACAGUUCAAAUAAGUUGUUCCCAUGUUGAUUUUUUUUGCGAUGUUCAUUCCCUGACCUGUAUGCACUUAUGAGUCCAUUUCCAGGAGAUAAGGUUUAAUAUCCAGAACCACAGCUGCUCCUCCUAAGGUUGGGCCAAUUUACCAUUAGUGUCUCUGCAAGCGAGCCAAGCUCAGAUUUUUUGCAGUUUUUGUAACUGAUCUGGCAUCACUUUGCUGCCUCGAAAUUCAGGCUACAUCCCAAAUGGCACUGUAUUCUCUAUGAAGUGCACUACUUUUGACCAGGGCCCUUGGGGCUCUGGUCAAAAGUAUUGCACCAGGGAACAGGGUGACAUUUGGGAUGUUAACUCUCUAAAUACCUGUCCUGUAUCUCCUACUGGUCACAUCCAUCAUUUUGAUAGGAGUCAGUGAUCUCUCUUAUCAAAGCAGACUCUGACAUGGUCCCUCCUCCCUCCUCCACCUGCCUGUUUUAUUUGUCCUUAAAAGGCGCUGAAAUCUACUGCUGCCGUGUACAAUUCAAUUCCUCACCCAUUUCGGCUCGAUCUGCAUCAGUUAUACAAUACGAUAAUAUGAAUGUUGCAGGAGUUUAUCCUGCUGUAUUUUUUGUUUCAAAGAAUGUUGUGCCAUUUGUUAAUAGCAAAGAUAAAUAUUGAACAUAUAUUAAAAAGAAAAGCUAUUUUAAAUUAUUUUUGGGCUUUUUUUUGCAAUAUUUAUUUUCUUGUAUUAGAAUCUUCUUUGUAGGAGGAAAAACGAAACAUGUAUUUUUCAUUAGUGCAAAAAGCUAUUUUUCCUUUUUGUACAAUUUCAAUGUUAAGCAAAACUUUAAAAAGCAAUAUGAUGUUCCAUGUGACUGUAUCUGCAUGCUGUUUGUGUUGCCUUGACGACGGCUGUGUCCACUAUGACCCUGUCCCCCCCUCCUCCCCUCGGCACUCUGGAGUGGUUGACCAGUGUAGUCAAUAAAGCAGUGCUUUCUGUGUA